AUGGCAACCAAUUCAAGAACUCUCGAGUUCACGCUUCUGUCAGCGGAAGGUCUCCACAUCAGGGGGAAACCGGCAGACAAGAACGUCUUCGCGGUGGUUCGCGCGGACUCCAUAGCCAGCCACACGACGGCGACAGCGACAGCGACGGGGAGCAACGGGUCGCUGUCCUGGAAGGAGACGUUCUCGGUGGAAGUGGGGGCGCACGCGAGGUGCAUGACGAUUGAAGUGAAGUGCAGGACGGGAGCGGGAGAGAGAGACGUUGGCGUGGCAAGAAUCGCGCUUUCGGAUUUUCUGGGAGGGUCGGUCCCCGAACACAAGUUGCAGUUUUUGUGCUACAGGUUGAGGGACUGGGAUGGGAGAGAAAAUGGGAUCGUUAAUUUCUCCGUCAGAGUGGUGGCGCCGCCGCCUCACGAUGGCGGCGCUGAGGAUGAUUGUGCGCCGUCGUUGGGUGGAGUUGUUACCGGCAUUCCCGUUUGGAGGAACGAGUCAUCGACAAGUAGCAUGAGCAAUGUUUGA
Molecule: messenger RNA, 516 nt
Organism: Sphenostylis stenocarpa
Lineage: Eukaryota; Viridiplantae; Streptophyta; Magnoliopsida; Fabales; Fabaceae
Source: the annotation of a GenBank genome assembly